AUGGCUGUGUGCUACGAUCACCUGAAAGGCAUAAGGUCACCAAUUCCCAGUGGCCCAGCUCACGAGACAGCUGUUACAGCUCGUCUGUCCUCAUGGGCACACACAUACACACUUAUACAGGAAGUCAUGACGGCUGGCUGGAACCUCUCCAGGGCCAAAGCCUCCUCUGCUCCGCUUCCUCUGUCAGGUUACAACCUGCUUUCAUCACACACACACCAUUUAUUAGACAAUGUGUUACUCCGGCUGAAUGGAGUGCGUGUCGAAAAAGCUUUGAAAAGGCUUGAAAAGAACCCUUCCCCGCUAUCCAGGAAAUUGGACUCGCCGCAAAGAGAAAGAUCUCUACCUGUUUGUGCACCGUACCUGGAACUGGAUUCGCCCUCGGCGCUUCACCGGAUCUCUGACCUCCUGGCUCUGACAACCUUCUACAUCACCAAAAUAGGCUUUGGCUUCGCCCUCUGUAUCAUCUGCUCUGUUCUGAUCUCUUGUCUUUCCUCCGACCACCGAUACAUCAGCGUCUGGGACCAACUAGCAACCACCACCGCUUCGCUUUGGCAGAUGGACUGGAUCCAACUGGCAGAAGCUAACCUCACCCUCUGGGCAUGGACUGAACUAUAAGACAAGGAUAGCGACUCACAUAUUCUUUAUCAUCCACUUCCACAAAGACGUGGUCACUAACCUGCUGUCUCCACCCAUAGAGGUUCUUGCCUUAGACGCCAUCGCUGCUUCCUCUGAUUCAGUUUUCAAUAAACAUUUUGAGAAAUCUGUUUGUCCACUUUGUAUAUUAGAUCCUUCUUUUUGGACCUUGUG
Molecule: messenger RNA, 807 nt
Organism: Cyprinodon tularosa
Lineage: Eukaryota; Metazoa; Chordata; Actinopteri; Cyprinodontiformes; Cyprinodontidae
Exons: 3
Coding region: 1-615 (204 amino acids)
Source: RefSeq, a predicted model, not a curated record